Molecule: messenger RNA, 1075 nt
Organism: Nycticebus coucang (slow loris)
Lineage: Eukaryota; Metazoa; Chordata; Mammalia; Primates; Lorisidae
Gene: SPSB2
Product: splA/ryanodine receptor domain and SOCS box containing 2
Exons: 4
Coding region: 216-743 (175 amino acids)
Biological process (GO): intracellular signal transduction; proteasome-mediated ubiquitin-dependent protein catabolic process
Cellular component (GO): SCF ubiquitin ligase complex
Source: RefSeq, a predicted model, not a curated record
CGGGAGUGGGCGCGGCCCGGGGCGGGGCUGGAGGCGGAAGCGGCCGGCGGUCUGCACCUGGCGUGCCUAGGCUCCUUUUGGCUGGUUUCCUUUGAGGAAGUGUGACCGCCGGGGCUGGGAAGCCAAGCUAGGUCAGUCCCGAACUGGAGCUUAACUUUCAGAAAAGAGACGACCCAACAAGAUUCUUUCUGGGAGACCGCCAGGUCCUCGCUUCCAUGGACCAGACGGCCCCGGCCGGGGGCAGCAACAGCACCCCCAUCCCACAGGUCCUGUGCCCUGAUCUCUUUAGUCCCGAGGGCUUGGAGGAGCUGCUGUCUGCACCCCCUCCUGAUCUGGGGACCCAACGGUGUCACGGCUGGAACCCCAAAGACUGUUCAGAGAACCUCGAGGUCAAGGAAGGAGGGUUGUACUUUGAGCGGCGGCCGGUGGCCCAGAGUACUGAUGGGGCCCGGGGUAAGAUGGGUUACUCCAGCGGCCUGCACGCCUGGGAGAUCAGCUGGCCGCCGGAGCAGAGGGGCAUGCAUGCUGUGGUGGGUGUGGCCACGGCCCUCGCCCCGCUGCAGGCUGACCACUACGCGGCGCUGCUGGGCAGCAACAGCGAAUCGUGGGGCUGGGGAAGCUGUACCAUCAGAACCAGGGGCCCGGGGGCCCCCCAGUACCCAGCCGGACCUCAGGUAAGCGCCGUCUGGGGCCAGUGCCAGGUCCGCAUCCGCUACCUUGGCGAAAGGAGAGGUGAAGCCUAGGAGCCACACUCCCUUCUGCACCUGAGCCGCCUGUGUGUGCACCACACCCUGGGGGAUACCCAGCUUGGCCAGGUAUCUGCUCUGCCCUUGCCCCCUGCCAUGAAACGCUACCUGCUCUAUCAGUGAGCCUUGUGAUACCACAGAUUGUGCUGGGGCCUUGCCACUACCCCUGCCCUUGAGGAGGUGCUACUAGCCCAGACUUAAAGCCAGUGAGGAUGGGUACCAACCCCAACCCAUCCUCUGGGGAGCUCAGCAGCCCCAGAGCCAUUUAGAGGGUAGAGGGAGGGAGGUGAUAAUCAAGACUGGGGCAGCUGGUAUGCAAGACAUUUUUU